This is a messenger RNA of Capsicum annuum, 2159 nucleotides long. Its product is annotated as cytokinin dehydrogenase 5. Gene Ontology annotation, molecular function: FAD binding; cytokinin dehydrogenase activity. The transcript is spliced from 5 exons. Bases 358 to 1935 code for a protein of 525 amino acids. Gene Ontology annotation, biological process: cytokinin metabolic process. The record is from RefSeq and is a predicted model, not a curated record. NCBI's taxonomy places the organism in Eukaryota, Viridiplantae, Streptophyta, Magnoliopsida, Solanales, Solanaceae.
UUUGUCCUCCUAUAAAUACCCAACUUGUAUACCACAUCAUUGACAAAAUCUCAAAAACACUUACACAAUUUUUGAACACAUCUUCUUGUUAUCUUCAUGUAUCUUUUGACGUUUAUAUUAAUGAUUUGUUAAAAAAAACAAGAGAUUUUCUUGAGAAUCUUUUGCAUGUUUGUGAUUUUGGUAAAUCUUCAAAGUGCAAUCGGUCUUACGUCCUUCUUCUGACUUCUUCUCCUGCCUCAAGAUUCUGUUCCCUUUUCUAUAUAAUCGUCACCGCCCACCGUCAUCCAUUUGAAAUUUUGCAUUGUCUUUGUAUACGAACAAGUCCCCUUCCACCUUGCUACAAUUUCUAGUUUCACUAUGGCUACGAAAUUAUUGGUAACAUUAGCUAUAUGUCGACUUAUUGUAACCGUGGGAUUCACUUUUAACCCCAAUGACCUUUUACGGCUGGGGCUCGAUGGGAAACUCAGCGCAGACCCAGCCGACUUAGAAGCCGCCUCAGUCGACUUUGGCGGCUUGUACAGAGCCGAGCCGGUGGCGGUUCUUUAUCCAGCUACGUCCGAGGACGUAGCACGGCUAGUGAAGGCCGCGUACGACUCGGCUCGGGGAUUCACCGUUUCAGCUAGAGGACACGGACAUUCGAUAAAUGGUCAAGCCAUGACAACAAAUGGCGUUGUGGUUCAAAUGAGUGGUGGCUUGAAAAAGAAAGUGUUGACUAAAGUUUCGGAGAAAUUAAUGUACGCUGAUGCUUGGGGAGGUGAAUUAUGGAUUGAUGUGUUGACGUCCACAUUAGAAUAUGGACUUGCACCAAAAUCAUGGACUGAUUAUUUGUAUUUAACUCUGGGUGGUACGUUAUCUAAUGCUGGGAUUAGUGGUCAAGCUUUCAAUCAUGGACCUCAAAUUAGCAAUGUCCAUGAACUUGAUGUUGUCACAGGUAAGGGUGAGCUAUUGACAUGUUCAGAAAAAGAAAACUCUGAGUUGUUUCAAGCAGUUCUUGGUGGAUUAGGACAAUUUGGGAUCAUAACAAGGGCAAGAAUUGCACUUGAACAAGCUCCUCAAAGGGUGAGGUGGAUUCGAAUACUAUAUUCAAAUUUUUCAACAUUUACACAAGACCAAGAAUAUUUAAUAUCACUGCAUGGAAAACCAGCUUCACAAAAAUUUGACUAUGUGGAAGGAUUUGUUAUAGUUGAUGAAGGCCUAAUAAAUAAUUGGAGGUCUUCUUUUUUCUCUCCAAGUAAUCCUGUCAAAUUUUCUGAUCUUAAGGCUGAGGGAGGUGUAUUAUACUGCUUGGAAAUCACCAAAAAUUAUCACCUUUCAAAUGCUGAUACGAUUGAUCAGGAGAUAGUGAUUUUAUUGAAAAAAUUAAAUUAUAUACCAGCUUCAGAGUUCACUACUGACCUUCCAUAUGUUGAUUUCUUGGACCGGGUUCACAAGGCCGAGUUAAAACUCCGGUCUAAGGGUUUAUGGGAAGUGCCACAUCCAUGGCUAAAUUUAUUUGUACCAAAAUCAAGAAUUGCAGAGUUUGAUAAAGGAGUAUUUAAGGGCAUUUUGGGAAACAAGACUAGUGGUCCUAUACUCAUCUACCCUAUGAACAAGAAUAAAUGGGACGAGAGGAGUUCAGUAGUGACGCCUGAGGAGGAUGUGUUUUACUUGGUCGCAUUUCUGAGGUCGGCGCUCAAAAAUGGUGACGAGACACAAACAUUGGAAUAUCUCAGCAAUCAAAAUUACGAAAUAUUGAAGUUUUGUGAGGAUGAAAAGAUUAAUGCGAAACAAUAUUUGCCACAUUAUUCAAAUCAAAGAGAAUGGAGGGACCAUUUUGGAGAAAAAUAUUGGACGAGAUUUCAACAAAGGAAAUUAGAGUAUGAUCCAAGACAUAUUUUAGCCACCGGCCAAAGGAUUUUUAUGCCUCCUUUUAAUCCUAAUACUGCUACUUGGUGACGUUUGAUUAGCAAUUAAUUAAUUGCUCUUAUUUAGUAAUUAGGAUUAGUUGUGAUCAAAAUUAGUUACUACUUACUAGUGAUCAUAGAUUGAUAGAUUUGAUAGGAUUAUGUCUAAGUCACUAGUGUAUUUUAUGUACAUAUCAAGUGGCCGAAGAAAGAGCAAAAUCAAUUCACUUAAUUAUUUAUUAGUAAAGAAGAAGUAUGUUUUCCCUUGGGUUACAA